CCUGCCAGUUUUGCACUCCACAUUCAGUGGUACAAUCUAUUGUGAUGGUAUUAAGCAACCAUGUGACCCUCUUUACAAUCAACCACAAUAAUCUCACCCCAUAGCCUUCUAUUCACAAUGAAUCAGGAUGCAGACAAGUGUGACAAAGGGGAGACUCAGCAGAGUCCUUAAUCACUUUCCUGACUGGAGAGGGAGACUACAGCGUGGGGAGGGGGGGGGAAACACUCAACCAACACAUUAUUAAUGGUUUGAUUUGAAGCAACAGUCCAUUAAUUUAAUAUGCAGAAAGUAAUCAGUUUCUGCUGAACUGUUUCUUCUUGGGUGACUCAUUUUAAUGGUGGGUGUGUAAACUUUUCUCAAAUGUAUUUUCUGACCAAUCAUCCUCAAGGCCUUCAGAGGUGACAAGGAGAAAACAAAGAAAACAAAGAGCCUGAAGACUGAAACUUUGUUAAACUUUUGACCUGAAAGUUUGGUGAGUUCUCUAUCUGGACCAGAUGAUUGUGGAUUUAUUUUUUGUCCCUAGGUUUCCAAGACUUUAGUGAUUUAUCGGUGUAAAUGUCUUCAUUAAAGUUCCAGCACUAGUGCUUCAUUGCUGGAAAUAAUACAUGAAGGAGAGAAAUGGACUGUUUAUCCUUUUCCUCUGAGAAGCUGUGCUCUUCAGAAUUAUUUGAUUCUACCGAUGUGGAGGAGAUGGAAGAGGAAAGGAUAGGGAGAUGUGCAGAAGAUUUAGAGAUUAAUCCUUUUGACAGAUUGCCAUUCUCUUCCCGUUAUUACAAGUUUCUCAAAGAAAGAGAGGAACUUCCUAUCUGGCAAAUGAAAUAUGCUUUCAUGGAAAGUCUGCAUCAUCAUCAGAUUGUGAUUGUUUCAGGAGAUGCCAAAACAGGCAAGAGCUCCCAGGUACCUCAGUGGUGUGCUGAAUAUUCUCUUGCUGCCCAUUUUCAACAUGGAGCAAUUGUUUGUACACAAACGUGUAAGCAUGCCGCGGUGUGUUUGGCACUGAGAGUUGCUGAUGAAAUGGAUGUCAAUAUUGGCCAUGAAGUGGGUUAUGUGGUUCCUUACGAUAAUUGCUGUAACAAUGAAACAAUCUUGAGGUUCAGUACAGAUGACAUGCUUCAAAGAGAAGUUAUGUCCAGUCCCCUUCUGAGCAGUUAUGGAAUCAUCAUCAUAGAUUGUGUGCUUGAAAGGACUGUCCCCACAGAUAUAUUGCUUGGACUCCUUAAAGAUGUCUUGAUAUUGAGGCCAGAGCUGAAGCUAAUUGUAAUCACAUCUCUUCAGUUGUCCAGCAAACUGCAGGCAUAUUAUGGCAGUGUGCCUCUCAUAAGAGUGGGAAGCCAAUACCAGACAGAAGUUGCAUAUACCUCUGGCAUUCAAAAAGAUUAUUUCUUGUCUGCUUUAAGGCUGCUUUUUGAAAUUCAUAACUCCAAAAGGAGAGGUGAUGUUGUGAUCUUUCUAGCCUGCAAACAAGAAAUAGGAAAUGCCUUCUGCAUUAUUCAGCAAGAGGGGCAUAAUUUAAAUCCUGAUCUUGGUGAAUUGGUCCCUGUUCCUUUGUUUCCCAAUGAACAAGAGAGAAUCCUCAAGUCAAAUGAAGAAAAACCUUGCAAAAAUUACAGAAGGAAAGUGCUGUUAACCACAAGUUUGGGGGAAUCUUUGGUAUCAUCCAAAACAGUGUCCUUUGUUAUAGAUAUUGGGAUACAGAGACGAAAGGUAUACAAUCCCAGAAUCAGAGCAGACACUGUUGUGAUACAGCCCAUUAGCAAAAGCCAAGCUGAGAUGCGUAAGCAGAUUCUGGGCAUGUCUUCAUCAGGAAAAUGUUUCUGCCUUUACCCUGAAGAAUUUAUGGAGAAGGAAAUGAAGUCACUUCCACCUGCCAAAAUAGAGGAAUCCAACCUGAUCAGCAUGGUUCUUUUUUUGAAAAGGAUGGAUAUCGCAGGCCUAGGCCACUUUGACUUCAUAGACAGACCAGAUCCUGAAAGUCUCAUGCAAGCUUUGGAAGAUCUGGAUUACUUGGCUGCCUUGGACAAUGAUGGAAACCUUUCUGAAUUUGGAAUAAUAAUGUCUGAGUUUCCUGUGGAUCCACAGCUGUCAAAGUCUAUUUUAGCUUCGUGUGAAUUUGAUUGCGUAGAGGAAAUGCUAACUAUUGCUGCCAUGGUAACAGCUCCUGGUUGCUUUGUAAACCCACCACAGGGAACAGAGGAGAUUGCAGUAACUUGCCGGCAAAAAUUCUUGCAUCCUGCAGGAGAUCAUUUCACUCUUAUCAAUGUAUACAAGGCUUACAAGGAAGCUAGUACAAAUGCCAUAAGCCAAUACUACGAUAUUGAAAAGUGGUGUCAAGAUUAUUUUCUGAACUGCUCUGCAUUAAGGAUAGCGGAAGCUAUCAGAAAUGAAUUGGUUGACAUUAUGAGACGAAUCGAAUUGCCAAUUUCAGCUCCUGCUUUUGGAUUAAACGAAAAUGUGCUGGGGAUAAAGCAAGCUCUUUUAUCUGGUUACUUUAUGCAAAUUGCUCGUGAUGUGGAUGGCUCUGGAAACUACCUGAUGCUGGCACGAAAGCAAGUAGCUCAGCUUCACCCUUUGUCAAUCUAUUACAACAGCAGCAGAAUCCCAGAGUGGGUUGUAUUCCAUGAAUUUAGUAUCGCUGAAAACAAUUCUAUAAAAAUAAUCUCCGCAAUAUCACCUGACCUGUGAGUAAAAGAAAGCAGGGAUUUAUUUUUCUGUUGUAGAACUAUAGU
Heteronotia binoei (common prickly gecko) is the source of this 2726-nucleotide messenger RNA. RefSeq names its product DEAH-box helicase 32 (putative) (gene DHX32). NCBI's taxonomy places the organism in Eukaryota, Metazoa, Chordata, Lepidosauria, Squamata, Gekkonidae. The transcript is spliced from 10 exons. Gene Ontology annotation, cellular component: intracellular anatomical structure; spliceosomal complex. The record is from RefSeq and is a predicted model, not a curated record. Gene Ontology annotation, molecular function: RNA binding. The coding region runs from base 619 to 2682 and encodes 687 amino acids.